Diaporthe amygdali is the source of this 2487-nucleotide messenger RNA. Its product is annotated as Heterokaryon incompatibility 6. The record is from RefSeq and is a predicted model, not a curated record. Gene Ontology annotation, molecular function: protein binding. The transcript has a single exon. Lineage: Eukaryota; Fungi; Ascomycota; Sordariomycetes; Diaporthales; Diaporthaceae. The coding region runs from base 1 to 2487 and encodes 828 amino acids.
AUGAAACCCGAAGUACCACCGUUUAGUUUCGAGCUCUUCCAAUACAAGCCCUUGACAUCACCGUCAUGCAUACGGCUUCUGUCAUUUGUGCGAAGGGCAGGCGCUAACAAAUGCCCUGUGUCGAUAUGCGGCCACGACCUCAUUGAAUGCGUCAUUCGACACGUCGACCUCGCCGAAAACCCAACAUACGAUGCCUUGUCCUACACCUGGGGCAACCCCAAGGCCGUCAAGGGAGACUCGGCGGAUGACUACGCCAUCACGAACCGGUGGCCCAUCAUCGCCAACGGUAGACUUCUGUACGUGACGAAGAGCCUGCACGAGGCACUGGUUGCACUCAACAGUGAGGCUUGGACUGCUCGAGAAGAGGCCGACGGGGCAGAUGAGACUUUUCCGCCGUACAACAAGACUGAGCUGAUCCGCGCCGCCGAGGAGGGACGCCUCGCCGAUGUCCAGUCCGCCAUCCAUCGGGGUGCCAACCUUACCAGCCAGGACGUGUUCGGUGAGACGGCGCUGCACUACGCUGCUGAGAAUGGUCAUCUGGAUAUCGUGAAGAUGCUACUGCAGCACGGCGCGGAUAGAGAGAGGAUAGACUCUUCGGGGAGGACGCCCUUGGCUUGUUGCCUCCAGCGACAGCGUCGACAGCACGAGCAGGUCGCUAACGUUCUUCGUGCUCCCACGUCAGUGACUCUCGGUCCUACCGAGUAUUCGACGGUGAGGGACCUCUGGAUUGAUGCAGUGUGCAUCAAUCAAGAGGACAUCGACGAGCGAAACGCCCAGGUGUCCAUGAUGGCCCGAAUCUAUAGUAGCGCGCGUUCGAGCAUCGUAUGGCUUGGGCCGGAGGAUAAUACCACUCGCAUCGCCCGGGAUGCCGUCAGUCGUCUCAACGCGGCCUCUUUCCAAGCCUGCAGGGAGGCUGCGUGGCAGUUUACCAACAAGAGUCAUGAUCACCGCCACGAUGGCCACCAACAUGAUACGGAGGACGUUGGCGGAAUCUCGGUGCCACAAUUCCAGGCUGUUCUGGACCUCAUCCGGCGGUCCUGGUUUGAGCGGACCUGGGUCCUGCAGGAAGUAGUUCUUGCCAAGGACGUCGAGAUCCUAUGUGGGUCUCAGAGGUUUACAUGGAUGGAGCUUUUCGAGCUCGUCCAGCACCGACUAGGCGGCGACGAAGAUGUACAUAUCAUGGGACUACCACAGCAUCCUAACAGCAACCGUCACAAGGGAGCCAAGGGAAUGGGUGCGUGGGUCAUGACGGACCUUAGACUUCGACUGCGGUUUGACACGCUUGAGCGGCAGCACGUCCGACAAAUCGAGGAAAUGGAGGGGCGGGUAGACCAUAGCUGGGACGAGAAGCUCAGCUUAUGCGCAGUCCUAGUUCUGACGUGGAACUUUGAGGUCACAGAUCCCAAGGACAAGGUCUUUGCACUUCUGAGCAUUGCAGCGCCGCUGGAUUGCGGCGACGAGAUUGUUGUGGACUACCGGAGAUCAACUAAAGAUGUCUUCACGGAACUUGGUAGGGUCUUUGUCGUGGCCAGAGGUAACAACAAGAUUCAGAGCUUCCACAGCGGGGAUGUCGAGGAGUUUGAACCCCUUGAGGGCCUCUCCUUUGUCCAGGCACCAUUGUGUGAGAACAGCUACUGCAACGUGCUGCCAUCCCACAAUAAGAAUCAACGCCCCACCGGGCUUCCAUCAUGGGUGCCCGCCUUCAACAAACCGCUCACAACUGAAAGACUGUGGAGAACAAGUUUCACUGCUGCAUCUGCCCGGGAACCGAAAAUCCACCCUUCAGCCCCGUCGGUACUCAAGCUCGAUGGGUAUGAGUUUGAUAAGAUUGUUGAAAUGGAAGAUAAGCCACAUGAAAGAGAAAUCGGUGACGGUAUCAGCUACGAUAUAUUCUCGUGGCUUAACCUGGUGCAGCUUGGUGAAAAAGGCGCUUCGGAAAUCAGUCAGAUGGAGGUUCUUUGGCGGACGCUGAUGUUCGAUCACUUAUGGGCUGGCGGGCUGGAAGCUGCGAAACAGUCUUUCAGAAGAUUUAUUAGCGAGAAUUUACGAAUGGGAAAUGGCCAAUCAGAGCAGGACAAGGCUAGAGUGAGCCUAUACUCAGAGCUUCAGGCGGCCGACACCUCGCAAUCCCUUCCGUCACUGCAAGAGAUCGAGGAAUUCAGGGCAGAAGACGCAGGUCACAACUGCCGACCCGAUGCAGUUUCUGAAGUGAGCAGCUUCCAUUCCGCCUUCUACCGGCACUACCGCGCACGAUGUCUAUUCAGGACCGAAACCGGGUGUUUUGGUCUGGGACCAAGAACUGCGCGGGUAGGAGACACGGUGUGGCUGCUGAGUGGUGCCCGGACUCCCUUCAUUUUAAGGCCGGUGCAUGGACUACAUGGUGACGGGCAAUCGUCCUUCAUUGGGGAAGCCUACGUUCAUGGAGUCAUGGAUGGAAAGCUUUCGCAGGAAAGAGGAUCCAAUUUCGAGCCGGUGCAGAUCGUCUAG